GAGAGGGGAGGGGGAGAAUAGAGGGGAGGCGAUGAGGAGGACAGAUUUAAAGAGGAGGAAACACUGGAUCAGCAGGAGGAAGAUGAUGAAGAUGAGGAGAAAAGAGGAGAAACAUGAAGCGACCGGAGCUCCGACGGAAGUAGGUGACUGAGUCAAGGUGAGGUGGUGGUGGGCGGGGCUUAGCCUGCUGAGCCACCAUCUGAUUGGUGGGUGGUGAUGAUCGCGACCGGCGGCCUCCUGCGGAUCAACGCACGGCGUCAGGACUCACUGAGGUCCAAAACACACAAAGCACACACACAUAAGAAGAAUAAGAAGAAAAGGAGGAACGAAGUGGUGGUGGUGAAGGGGAAGUUGAAGUUGUUUUCAGUCUCGGGUCUCGUGGCAACGCUUGGCAUCCUGGUCCUGCUGGUGGGCGUGGUCAUGGCGGCUCUCGGCUACUGGCCUCGAGAUGGACUCUUCUUCAGUGCUCAGCCACAGGAGGGCGCUGCCAUGGCCUCCAUGUCUUCCAGCAGCUCCAUACCUGCUGACGUUCAGGGAGGAGAGGUUGGAGAGGAAAUCAGAGAAGAUGAAGCACGAGAAACAGGAGAUGAUGGUUUUAACCGGACAGAAAUCGCCAACGGGACGACCCGACAGCUUACGCAAGGCUUUCUGGAGGAUUUUCUGGACAAGUAUCUUUUCUCUGAUAGGCUGAAGGUCUUCGGUCCUCUCAUAAUGGGCAUUGGGAUUUUCCUCUUCAUCUGUGCGAACGCUGUCUUGCACGAGAACCGCGACAAGAAGACAAAAGUGAUCAACCUGCGGGACAUUUACUCCACCGUCAUUGACCUUCACAGCCUCCGCAAACCCAACACUUCCUCCGCUGCCAAUCCGCUUAACGGCCUCGUCAACUACGUCCAAUCAAAGAGCCUGGAGAUCAAACCCAGGGCGUACCCCGCCUCCUUGCUGAGCAGGAGGGAGGGAGGUGGAGGGCAACCACUGACCGGCAGAGGAGGAAGUGAUAGAGGAGGUGAUGGAGGAGGGGAUGGAGAAGGAGAAGAGGUGUUCAGUAUCUUCCAGGAGCAGCCAGGUGCUCCUCCUCCUCCGUCUUCCCACAGACUCUCCCUCCCGCCCAGCUUCAGCCCCCCCCACCUCUCCCUGCAGAAGGAGGUGCUCAGCUCCUUCACCUUACCCCUGCGCCGCCCACGCCCAGCCACCACCUGCAGGAGGCACUCGGCUCGGGCAGGGAUGGGCUGGGGAGGAGAGGAGGAGCGGAGGAGUGAGGGGGAGGAAGAGGAAGAAGAGUAUGUAUCGCCACCUCCUCCCCAGAAUUCAUCAGCAGCUUCCUGCAGCUCCUCUAGUCUCCACAGGGAGGCACCAGGAGGCUCCCUGUCUCACCUCCUUUCCUCCUCCUCCCUGUCUCACCUCCUCUCCUCAUCCUCCUCGUCCACGCCAGCCCCCCCCUGCAGGAGGCGGAGCCUGCCGACCGGCGGCAGCGCAGCGGGUUACAGUAAACUGACCUACGGCGAGGACGAAUCAUUUGAGUCGACAUCAUCGCAGGAAGUACUCCAACAGGGAGAAGCUGAAGAUGAUCUCACAGGAAGCGGGCCGACCAAUCAGGAGCUGACUCAGUGAUUGACAGCACAAGUCACUGACGACAUCAGAUCAGGAAGUGAAAAACUCAUAUUUUUUUCUGAUGUUCUGCUGCCGAAGGAUUAAAUGUUGUAGCAAUAUGGAGUCUUCCAGAUGAAUGAAUGACAGCACAACAUUAAGUUAACUGACUGCUUAAUACAAAGACACGUGGGAAUGUUUUUAUACUGAAUCAUCAUAUGUUGUCCCAGAGUAAACUGUCCGGACCCGUAUACCGAGGUUUACCACAAGGUUUCAUAUUGCCACAGUUUUAGUUUUCUUUAAGACUAAUUGUACAUGUCCACAGGGGUGUUUUGGACGCUUGAUGUGCGUGCCACCAGGCAUCUGUUUGGAUGAACGCUUUCACUCGGCUGCUGAUUUUAAACCAAUCCAACAUGGCGGCUUGUUUGUAAACUUUCUUAUGUAACGAGAAUAGUUCAACGUAAUGUGUUUCUGAAAACACUUGGUGCUGUAUCGUUUUUUUUAGGAGCGUUGGCUGCCCCUGAUUUGCAUAAAGUAAAUUAGAUCUCAAUUUUAUGCAAAUGAAGAGCGGUCAACGUGACGCUCCGUCUCUGGAAAUGCCAUUUCUCGUCACAAACUUUCUAGUAAACUAACCUGUCUACUGAAAUGUACCGUUGUUAGUCCGUUAAUAAACAAACAUAAUAUUAUUUAAAUCAUGUUGCUUAUCAAUAAUGCAAUGCAUGUUGGAUUUAUUGCUGUGACGCCGUUGGCACAGGUCACUUAUUUUUAAAUUUGCCAGAACGUGUCAUAUUGCUAAAUGCCGGUUUAGCCUGUUUGCAUAAAAUAAACCGGUUUAAGCUCAUACAGCGGACCAACUUUAUAGCCCUACAAGUGAUGUUUUAUGUCAUAAAGUGGUGGUUACCACUUGGCAGUUCAUAUCCAGAGAAAAGUUUGGGACUCACUGUUGUUAAAUGUGUGUUCAUAAAAAAGAAAAAGCUGCUGGAUGUCAGAGCAAAAUAGUUUUAUCACCCACUGUUGGCACAAUUUUUACUUCAACAUUAAUAAAAGCACACAAGUGGAAGUUUUGGACUGUAGAGAAGAACAUCAUCUGCAUAGAAAUGUACAUUAAAAUGUGGAGAGGCAGAUAAUCUUGUAAUAUAGUGUUAAAGGGUUUGAGUUUAUCAUUUGUACCCUCAAAUUAAUAAACUGUGACCCCGAAAUGCUCAUGAAUCACUCCAAUAUAAAUGUUUGGCCAUUUCCAUCAGCAUGAAACUAAUUAUACUCUGAGGUUUAAACGAGGCUGUUGUUGUUGUGGUUCACAGCGAUUAACCAUCAGACUGAUUUUCUUA
Cottoperca gobio is the source of this 2912-nucleotide messenger RNA. RefSeq names its product transmembrane protein 200C-like. The record is from RefSeq and is a predicted model, not a curated record. Lineage: Eukaryota; Metazoa; Chordata; Actinopteri; Perciformes; Bovichtidae. Bases 217 to 1608 code for a protein of 463 amino acids. The transcript is spliced from 5 exons.